UGCCACACGUCCACGGGCUACUGCUGGUGUGUCACGCGUGACGGUCGUCACAUCCCAGGUACCUCCACAGCCGGCCGCCGGCCCAGGUGCAAAGGAAAAAGGAAAAGGAAAAAGGGCAGAGGUGGCAAGACGAGAAAGAGGAAAGCGUGCAACAGCAAAGACCGGCAGACAUUCAACGCCGCUCUCAUCAAAGUGUUCAAGGAGGAGUAUGACCGGGUCAACCCUACCCCGCCACCCGACUCAGACGGUCAUGGCGACGAAUUCGGGACGGAGAAAGCCAUUGUGGUGUGGAAGUUUAAUGAACUCGAUACCAAUAAAGACAGCAAGUUGAAGUUUAAGGAAAUUCGCAACUUUGGCAGGAUGGUGAGGAAGCUGAUCAAGCCAAGACCGUGCGCCAAGCGAUUCUUGAAAUUCUGUGAUAAAAAUCGAGAUAGAAUAAUAGAGAAAGCCGAAUGGACGCUAUGCCUUGGAGUAGAUAUAAAACUGUCUUUUCGAAUAUUCAUAUCUCUGAACUCAGCCAGCUCAGGUAGCAGUGCGGCCGGCGAUCGGGAAGCAGAUGGGGAGGAUCACCCCCAGAGGCCGGCCGCCACCUUCUUCCCGCCUGCUAAACUACCUGUGCUCAGUAGUGGCCCGUCCUCUUCCACUGCACCCUUCGACCCACAGGAUCGCAAAGACACGGCCCAGAGCUGCCCGGAGGAGAGAGAGUCUGCCAUGGCCUUCAACUCACAAGAGCCCAACGCCAAGCCUUUCAUCCCUGUGUGUACAGCCAAAGGAGACUGGGAGAAGGCACAGUGUCACUCCACCGGCCACUGCUGGUGUGUGCAGGUGUUGGAGCGGAAAGAAUGGCGUCCCCUGCGCCGCUCCACGUUGAAAAAUAAGGCGUACCCUCGCAGGUGUCGUCGGAGCUUCCUGCGCUACUGUGACGUGGACAAGAACAAGAAGAUCACCUAUGACGAGUGGAAGGACUGCCUGGGAUUGAACCUGGAUCAGUUGACUUGAGGCCCUCCGAAAGCUGGCGAAUGUCGUCCGGCCCAGUUGUCCCCCCGGAAGCUAGGAUGGGAGCCUUUGGAAAGGGAACUUGUCAAACCACGCUUUGUCCACCCUAGCUCUCCUUGUUGUACGACUCAAACUUCUCUAAGUAUGUUGUGUCUGUUUGUGAAUACAGUGCCACUACAGUAACUGUUUGUCCCCCCCGUUUGCGUGAGAGUUUUUCUUUGGCUGAAUUGAACACAGGAAAGGAAUCCCCCCCCCUUUUCCCCUUCUUUUCCUCUUACAAUAAAUUAACAGACAAAUAGACAAACACGAAGACAAUUGAUUAGAUAAAUGCUUGAAUAGAUAAAUAAGAAAAUAGAUAAUGUAAUAAAGAAAUAGGCACAUAAAUAAAUGUAUAAAUGAAUAAAUAAGUAAUCUAAGGUUUAGAAGAGUUUCACGGCACUUGCAAAACAAUAAGGUCAUAUAAAUGCCGCAGAUGAUCUAAUUAAGUAAACAAAACAUGUAAAUAAAUUAGUAAAUAAACACAAAAGAAUAAAUAAAUAGAUGGUAUUCAAUUUACAAUUUCCUCACUUUCUAUCAAAACCUUGACUCUCAAAACUAAAGUUCGAGUAAUACAUAAAAAAAGAAUAAUAGCAUAUAC
Molecule: messenger RNA, 1633 nt
Organism: Aplysia californica (California sea hare)
Lineage: Eukaryota; Metazoa; Mollusca; Gastropoda; Aplysiida; Aplysiidae
Product: SPARC-related modular calcium-binding protein 1
Biological process (GO): extracellular matrix organization
Cellular component (GO): basement membrane
Molecular function (GO): heparin binding; calcium ion binding; protein binding
Source: RefSeq, a predicted model, not a curated record